AUGAUAAACAACUAAGCUAAAAGACUAUUAGAAAUUAAUAAUCCUAAUGAAUUCAAAGUAUUUUCAAGAAAAUCUAUAAUUUAUAGCCACGUUGAAGAAUGCGAUGAGUAUUAAUUAUAUGAAAAUUAUACUCAAUAAAGUAUAUUUGAUAAAUUUAUAGUAACUUAAAAUGAUCAAAAAUAAUAAAAGAAUAGUCUUGAAAAUAAAUUAAUUUAGAUAUUUAAGAAAAGUUUAUCAAGUAAUUAAAAGAAUAUGAAAAAUUCUAGUUUUCUAAAAGAAAAAAAUAGUUAAUCUUAAUAAAAAGGUCUUACUUUUGAUACUAAUAAUGAUACAACCAAUAAUUCUCUAGAAAGUUCAUUUUAUGCUUUAUAUCAAAAGAGUGAAGAAUAAACAUCCUAAAAAUUGUCUAUUAAGGCUUCUACAUUUUAGAAUCAAAUUGACUGCUAUUGUUGUUUAGUUAUUGAAGAAAUAAAUGACUAUUAAAGAAUUAAUAUACUAUCAAAAAUUGCCUCAGACAAUAAAUAAAAUUUUUUUUAAUUCUGCUUAUAUUUAGCAGUGGGUAAAUAAACAAAUUGCUCUUUCUUAAAUCUUAACUCUCAAAGUUUUUAUAUAUAAUGA
This is a messenger RNA of Tetrahymena thermophila SB210, 618 nucleotides long. RefSeq lists its product as hypothetical. The record is from RefSeq and is a predicted model, not a curated record. The transcript is spliced from 2 exons. NCBI's taxonomy places the organism in Eukaryota, Ciliophora, Oligohymenophorea, Hymenostomatida, Tetrahymenidae.